CCGUAAUUACGGUCCUAUACAUUCAGAAGAGUUUGUAGUGUGAGGACGCCCAGAAAGGUCGUUCUUCGUCUUCUGCUUUCCGAAAAGAGGAAAUGAUUUGCAUCUUCACGGUCGUUUUGGAGGGGGAUGGACACGCGCCACGAAGGUAACGACGGUGCAGCGAGCGUACGCGUGCGAGCGAGCGAAAACGGCAGUCGAGGCAGCGGGAAGAUGCAACUUAGGAGACGGACGGUAGAGGGGGAAGUGAGGAGGAUGACGGGUAUGCGACGACGGAGGGAGACGCAGGCGGCAACUGAGGAAGGAGGCGCGAGUUUUGCCGUUGGUGGCGGCGGCGGCGGCAUUGACUGCGCCAUGGCUGCUCCCUGGCUGUUGGUUGUGCUGUCUUCAGCGUGGUUUUUCCUGCUUGUGCAGGGAGGAGGUCUGAACCCUGCGAUCGAAUGGAAUAGCCCCAAGGAUCUAACGGCGGAGUUUCUGGCGCACAACACUAAACCUAUCAUGACGAUCAUUCACAAGAGGUGGUGCGGAGCCUGCCGGCACCUGAAAGAGGAAUUAUCCAAGGACGAGGCUGACGAUUUUGUGAAGCUGAGCGAGGAGUGGGUUAUGGUUGACGGCGGGGACGACGACGAGCCGAAGGCAGAUGAAUAUGCCCCGGAUGGUGGCUACAUUCCGCGCAUUAUUUUCUCGGAAGCUAAUGGGAAAGUUCGCAAUGACAUCGUUUGUCAGGUGGGCGGCAAUCCAUCCUACAAGUACUUUUACCAUAGUCUCCAUCAGGUCACGGAAACGAUGAAGUACGCGCGGAACGUGCUGUCGCCACCUCAGCCAUCGCCAACGCCGCUGGGCGACGACGGAGACGACGAUGAGAAGACGGAGGAAGAAAGUGCUAAAGAUGCACCACCUGGUGAUGACGAUUCUGUUAAAGUAGAGCUGUGAAGCGGCAGAGAUGUAUGUAUGUAUGUAUGUGUGUGUGUGUGUGUGUGUGUGUGUGUGUGUGUGUGUGUGUGUGUGUGUUGUCAUGUUCGCUAGGGACAACUCCACACGAAACGCGUGACUGGGCCAGACAGCUUCUUGUCGGAUUUUUUGCCGACUCGUCAGGAGUCCGAACCCCGACAGACAGUCUGCCCAGGAUGUGUGUGUGUGUGUGUGUGUGUGUGUGUGUGUGUGUGUGUGUGUGUGAUAUGACUUCCAACUUGUUGAUGCCGAAACGAAGGUGUUGUUCGAUUUACACGGAUGGAUAAUGAUGAUGGAGAGUUCAUCCCGAGGUGAUGUGGGUGACGGUUGUAUUUGUUUCUUCAUACCUUUUUUUUUUCCGUUUAUUUCGUAUUCCAGAGCAGUACGGUAGAUAGAGAUUACGUCUACGAAGCAGAUACACAUUUCGAUUUCCGUUUUCCUCCCCGCGUUUUUUUCGCUUUCCGAAGUGGAACGAAAUCGAUGAAUGUUUUUUUUGUGAAAAACCCUUUUUUCCAUCGUCCUCGUUCUUAUCCAUCAUCGAGAUCUUCGUUGAUGUUGUCGGGAUCGCAAUGUCGGUUCCUUUGUAUCAACGAAAGAAGUUAUGUUUAUUCUUCUUUUUAAACCACCACUACCUUUCCCAUAUGUCGGCCGCGGGCACCUAGUAGCCUACUCCUGAAAAAUAGUUGCCACGCCGCCAUCGAUAUUUUUCAUCGACGGCGCGUGGCGGCCGAAUUUGAAUUUCAGGCCCGCGGCCCCACAUAUGAGAAAGGUAGUGGUGGUUUAAGUCUUCGUCGAGCGGAUAUGUUUUUCUCGAAGACUCGUCGGGAUCGCAGUGCCGCUGUGCCAAUGCUGCCACUUUGUAUACUUCGAGAUGGUCUGAUAUGAUAAGCAGGAUUCGCCUUGUUCUCCCUCUCCCCCCCCUCUUCUUCCUCCUCCCCUUCUUCCCCCUCUUCUUCCUUCUUCCCUUCUUCCUCCUCCCCUUCUUCCUCCUCCUUCUUCCUUCUUCUUUCUCGUAACGAAUGCAUUACGAGACAGGUACUAAAGUCAACUGUGACCCUGCUUGCCGGUAUUCUUGUUCUUCUCGGUCUCCUCUUUUUCCUCCGUCCUCUUCUUCCUGCCGUUCAUGUACUUCCGCUGCGCUUCGUUGUAUUUCUCGACAUUGCCGCCAUCGCUGCCACCGUCUUCAACGACAGGUAGCGUGUUGGAGAUUGAUUGACCAACUGGUAAUUAGUUGGUCUGAUCCUUUUCGCGACUGGAGCGAUUUCAAUUCCUUCGUGUCUUUUCCGUCUCUCCGCUAACCCCAUCUUGAUUCUUCUGUCAUCCCUCCUUCACCAUUGGGCACAGCCGCCUCUGCUGCGAUGACGUUUCUUGAACUUCGUUGUUCAGCUCUCUGACCUCUCUCUCUCUCUCUCUCUCUCUCUCUCUCUCUCUCUCUCUCUCUCUCUCUCUCUCUCUCUCUUUUUGGGCUUACUCUUGGUGAUGGACGUGGGACCGUGGUGAUGGACGUGAUAAGCAAUCAAUCCUUGGAAGCAUUGCGACAUCACCAAUGUCAGAAAUGAACGUACGUGAUCGGGAAAACGGCCAGAUGCGUCGGAGAAUGGCCCUGUCUUUUUUUCCACUACAUUCUAUAGAGGCCCUUGCUCUUUUUGACUCUAUCAAAAUUUUUGCCACUACUUUUUUGAACUUUCAGAAUUUUUCGAUCUUUUCAUUUUGGAAGUCUUCGAGUUGGUGGUUCUUGACACCACAACUACGGGGACCUUGUCCAUAUGCGCCACAUGUAUUGGUUUGGGCAUCACGUGGGUCAAAGAAAAAUGGGUUGUGUUUUGUGGAUCUCGUUUGGCCACAUGCUGCAACAUGCAUGAUAGGUCGCUCCCUUCCUGUACGCCUUGUGUGAAAUCAUUGUCAGUCCGCAAGGUGUGUCGUUCGAGAGUGGACAAGGUCUAUUGCACGACCACACGGAUCUUUUAGUAAUCGACCAAAAGACCAUGCGUCCCUCGUGACAGAAACAGUAACACGAGUUCUGCUCGUUCAACAAUCAUUUUCGCAAUCUGAGGUGGAACUUCUGCCGUUGAAAUUGCGUGAGGCUAUCGCGAAGGAGCCUGCAGUCGGGUUACUUGUUGGUUUAUGUUGAAUUGAGAUGAAGAUGCUUAACUUUAAUGCAACACCUGACUCUGAAGUGGGAAAUGACGUUGAUGUUGAGGCCAUAAAACGUGCUUUCAACAAUCCUCUUAUACCAGAGCGACGAAGAGUAUCGUGUAUGCCAGGACUCCUGUUUGGUUGUGGUGAGUACGAAAGUCGUCAUCAUAGUAACGAGAAUAAUGAUUAUGGCUAACCAAGCUAUGCUGACAAUGACGAUGACAUCAUCAAAGUUCAAGGCAAGGAAGAAAACAUCAUUCCUGAGUACGGUGCGCCAGACGGCAUGUACACAAGCUGAUCGUCGUCGUGCGGUGUACUCAACGGAGAACAGAGGAAACACAGUUGCGAAAUUAAUAAAAAAGUCUUAAGGAGGAUAACGAUUGCGGAUAUGGAUCAAUCAUCUCAAAGCAACUGUUGUCGGCAAUGUUGUGUCCAAUUUUUUUUUAAGAGACGAGUUAUUUCGUGAGCUCGCACAUUUUGGUAUAUGAAGCAACCCGAUCACGUCAAGUAGCUUCUUCAGAAGACGAGGAGAGUAUCUUUCCUUAAAGAAGAUGUAUCUCUCGAGAAGCUACUCAUGGUAUUCUCUCGUAGAUGUGUCUGUUCGGUAGCUUGGGGUCUUUUGACCGGUGUCGGGACCUGUGGUUCCCGAAUCAAGUCCUGACCCUUGAGAGAUGAUAUCAGGAAAGUCUAACAGGGUGAGGCCCUACAACGGUCUUUCAAGGACACGAGUGGUUUUGAUACGGCAUAAACUAAGGGAUGCCAUCAUAACUUAUGAGCAUGGCAAUAGAAGCUCUAUGAGUUUUGACUUUGACUUCAUUGAUUGCUUUGUCAUGGAUGAAAAUGUAUUUCAAAUGCAAUAUUGAGUGUCUGUCCAAUCAAUAGUGACAGGUUUCACCUGUGCAAUGCAUUGACUAAGAAAGUUGUUUAUGAGGUCUUUUGUGCGCCAUGUCGGAUUUGUUUUCGAGAUCAACAACUUCCUUUGGUUCCGGCGUUUUGAAGAUCUGGAAGAUAGAAUGUCCGAAGGUCUGCAUUCAACAAACAAAAGUUUAUCCG
This is a messenger RNA of Chara braunii, 4137 nucleotides long. Lineage: Eukaryota; Viridiplantae; Streptophyta; Charophyceae; Charales; Characeae. The record is from the annotation of a GenBank genome assembly.